CACAAAACUGCUGAGCACGGAGGGAGCCCGCGAGCCAGCUCAACAGCUCACAGCCAGGAAGGCGGCUCAGCCAGCCAGGAGGUCUUCCGGCCCCUCCCUCCCCACGCACCAUGGACCUGCACCUCUUCGACUACGCGGAGCCUGGCAACUACUCCGACAUCACCUGGCCAUGUAACAGCAGCGACUGCAUCGUGGUGGACACGCUGCAGUGCCCCGCCAUGCCCAACAAGAGCGUCCUGCUCUACACACUGUCCUUCAUCUACAUCUUCAUCUUCGUGAUCGGCAUGAUCGCCAACUCCGUGGUGGUCUGGGUGAACAUCCAGGCCAAGACCACGGGCUACGACACACACUGCUACAUCCUGAACCUGGCCGUGGCUGACCUGUGGGUGGUCAUCACCAUCCCGGUCUGGGUGGUCAGCCUGGUGCAGCAUAACCAGUGGCCGAUGGGCGAGCUCACCUGCAAGGUCACGCACCUCAUCUUCUCCAUCAACCUCUUCGGCAGCAUCUUCUUCCUCACGUGCAUGAGCGUGGACCGCUACCUUUCCAUCACCUACUUCGCCAACACCUCCAGCUGCCGGAAGAAAACGGUGCGCCGCGUGGUCUGUGUGCUUGUGUGGCUGCUGGCCUUCUGUGUGUCGCUGCCGGACACCUACUACCUGAAGACCGUCACCUCCGCCUCGAACAACGAGACCUACUGCCGCUCCUUCUACCCAGAGCACAGCAUCAAGGAAUGGCUCAUCGGCAUGGAGCUCGUCUCCGUGGUCCUGGGCUUCGCCAUCCCUUUCUCCGUCAUCGCCGUCUUCUACUUCCUGCUCGCCAGAGCCAUCUCGGCGUCUGGCGACCAGGAGAAGCACAGUAGCCGGAAGAUCAUCUUCUCCUACGUGGUGGUGUUCCUGGUGUGCUGGCUCCCGUACCACGUGGUGGUGCUGCUGGACGUCUUCUCCAUCCUGCACUACAUCCCCUUCACCUGCCAGCUGGAGAACGCGCUCUUCACCGCACUGCACGUCACGCAGUGCCUGUCGCUCGUGCACUGCUGCGUCAACCCAGUGCUCUACAGCUUCAUCAACCGCAACUACAGGUACGAGCUGAUGAAGGCCUUCAUCUUCAAGUACUCGGCCAAAACCGGCCUCACCAAACUCAUCGAUGCCUCCAGGGUGUCAGAGACCGAGUACUCAGCGCUGGAGCAGAACACCAAGUGACACCGCCCCGCAGAGGCCCGGGGACAUGUGAACUCCCGGGGUGCAGGAAACUGGGGGUGCGUGGAUGCGUGGGGGACGCGUUGAGGAAAUGGGCCCCCCCUGCUUCCCUCCCGUCUGCCUCACACUGACCAGGGUGGCGGCCACUCUGCUGUGCACGCCAGUAGCGCAGCAGCAGGCCGGAGUGUGGAUCAGAGUCAGCUCAGGACAGACGCACCGGGACACCUGUACCAUAGAACCUUUCGUGUCCUGAAUUGUUCUUAUAAUAUGGCGGUUUGUAUUUAAGUUUUAAGACUUUUAUUUUCUCACUAUUGCUAAACCUUCCAAACGUAUUUGAAAGGUUAAAUAUAUUUUAAAAGUUGUACGGGAGGGGUCGUGUUGGCUUACUCAGAUUGUUAGAGUUUGAAGAUUAGUUUGACUUUGGUUUUGACUAAGGAUGCAGUAAUUGUUAGCUGACAUGAGAUUAUAUAUAUAUAAAUAUAAAUAUAUAAAUAUAUAUAUAUAUAUAUAUAAAUAUAUGCCAGUCUUGGCUGAAGUGUUUUAUUUACAAUAGUUUUAUAUCUGUGUGGUGUUUUGUACCGGCACAGGAUACAGAACAAAAACUGCUCUGUAGCGCAGUUUGUGACAUUAGUAGUGUUGUAAAGUGACAUUUAAAAUGGAACAAGAAGAACAGAGUGUUCUCUCAGUUUGUAAGUUAUUUUUUUAAAUAAAGAUGUUUGUUUCCUAAA
Messenger RNA from Dipodomys ordii (Ord's kangaroo rat), 1924 nucleotides. It is a transcript of the gene Ackr3, whose product is annotated as atypical chemokine receptor 3. Gene Ontology annotation, molecular function: coreceptor activity; chemokine binding; G protein-coupled receptor activity. The record is from RefSeq and is a predicted model, not a curated record. NCBI's taxonomy places the organism in Eukaryota, Metazoa, Chordata, Mammalia, Rodentia, Heteromyidae. Gene Ontology annotation, cellular component: membrane. Gene Ontology annotation, biological process: chemotaxis; angiogenesis; vasculogenesis. The transcript has 2 exons. Bases 111 to 1199 code for a protein of 362 amino acids.